ACAAGAAAUUUAAUUAGUUAAGUAGCAAAAACUUAUUUCAUCAACAAUAAAAUAAUGUUUUUAUCUUCACGUUUACUUUUAAUAAUUUUUACUUAUAAUUUUUCAACAAUUAUUCAUUCUAGUAGCAAUGAUACUUUAUCACAGUAUUCACAUACAGAAAAUAUCAGUCAAACAACUCAAUUGAAUAAUGAUUUUUUUUAUCCAGUUGACACAGCGUGGCAAUUAAAACUAUGUGAAAAACUUGAAUUUUCAUUUAAACACAAAAGUUCAAUGAAUAAUAAAAUAAUACCUCUAGAUGUACCAAUGGUAAAUAGGAAAAUACCAGGACAUGGAAAUUGCUUUUUUAAUGCGGUUUCUUAUUGGAUAACUGGUAGUACAAUAUAUGGAGUCAGAUUACGAAACCAAGUUUUAGACUAUAUGGAAAUGCAAACGACUUUUUUAACAAACAAAGAAGAUUACUUUCGACGUAUAAAAAAAAUGCGUAAUCCAGAUAAAUAUGCCGAAUCCGAUGAAAUUCAUGCAACAGCUGCAUUUUUAGAAACAUCGAUUUAUGUUUUCUCUGAAAAAAUUUCCCAUAAAUGGGUAUUUUUUAGUAGAAAUGGAUUAGAUGGUAAAAGAAUAAAAGAACCUUGCAUAUAUUUGCAUCUUAGCGGCUUAGACAAUACAGGCCAUUAUACCAUUACAACUGAUGUAGAUUCCGUUGAAGUAUUUAGACGACAUUUUAUACCGGUGUCACCAGAAUGGCAAGAUAUGAAGACUAAAGAGUUUUUUCCUUCACGUAAAUACGUGAAAAAAAAUUUAUUUAAAAAUGAUAUAGUAACAUUUUUGCACAAAAACCAAUUAAAAAUAGAUUAUCCUAGUCAAAAUUAUAAAAAUAGUUUUUAUAAAUCAUUGAGUUACUGUAUAAAUGGAGACAAACAAUUUUAUAAGACCAUACAACAUCUUAUUUACGAAUUUAUGCAUGAAUCUAGAUCCGUUGCAAUGCUUUUGAAGAAUAGUGAGACUCGUCAUAAUUAUAUAGCAAAUUUAUAUAUUAUAAAAAAAGACGCUGAAACGCCUGAAAUAUUUGCUGCCGCUGAACUUUUAAAAACAUCAAUUUAUAUAUACAACUGGGAUGAUGGAGAUUGGGAUUUUGUAAGCAAAAAUGGACCUGAAGGAGUGGAAGAGAUUGAACCAUGUAUAUAUUUGGCUUAUGGAGUAUAUAAAAAUCCAGUGUAUAGCGUUGUUCGUAAAGUAUUGGAUGAUUAAUAAAAUAUUUAAAAAAUGUUUUUACAAAAUACAAAUUUUAGUAUCAUAACUGUGAUAUACUAAAAAUGAAUAUAAUUAAACGUUCGUUUUACUAACUAAA
Daktulosphaira vitifoliae (grape phylloxera) is the source of this 1348-nucleotide messenger RNA. RefSeq lists its product as uncharacterized. Gene Ontology annotation, biological process: protein deubiquitination. The record is from RefSeq and is a predicted model, not a curated record. Gene Ontology annotation, molecular function: cysteine-type deubiquitinase activity. The transcript is spliced from 7 exons. NCBI's taxonomy places the organism in Eukaryota, Metazoa, Arthropoda, Insecta, Hemiptera, Phylloxeridae. Bases 55 to 1248 code for a protein of 397 amino acids.